AAAACUCCUAUUACCUGACACAGUCGCAGAGCUCCACCAUUUCCAUUUCAGAACCAGAUUUCUAGAGAGAGAGAGAGAGCGUUUUCUAGAGCGAGAAACCCGACCACUCACCCGAGAACGCCGGCGAAGAAGAAGAAAGAGAACGACGAUGGGCAAGGAUCUGAGCGCCGAUCAGGUUUCUUCCAUGAAGGAGGCCUUCACGCUCUUCGACACCGACGGCGACGGCCGGAUCGCGCCGUCGGAGCUCGGGAUCCUUAUGAGAUCCCUCGGCGGGAACCCUACCCAGGCGCAGCUCAAAUCUAUCAUCGUCGAGGAGAAUCUAUCGGCGCCGUUCGAUUUCCCGCGGUUCCUGGACCUGAUGGCCAAGCACAUGAAGCCGGAGCCGUUUGAUCGCCAGCUCCGCGACGCCUUCAAGGUCCUCGACAAGGACGCCACGGGAUUCGUCUCCGUCGCCGAACUCCGCCACAUCCUCACAAGCAUCGGCGAGAAGCUCGAGCCGGCCGAGUUCGAUGAGUGGAUCCGCGAGGUCGACGUCGGCUCCGACGGAAAGAUCCGCUACGAGGAUUUCAUCGCCAGAAUGGUCGCCAAGUGAGGAUCCAAAAUGGUAGAUUCGUUGUGGAUUUGAUGUAAUGCUUUCCGAAUCUCUUCCUUUUUUUUUUUAAUAUAUUUCUCCUCUUGUUUCUUCUGCCUUUUAGUGCUUGAAAUUAGGGCGUGUCUUUGGAUAUUCUGUUGUGGUUAAUUGAAUUCCUCGAGUAAUGCUAAUUUUGGGGUUUUUUCUUUUGUUCAUAUUUUAUAGCUUAAAAUAUUGCUUAUGUAUGGAUCGUUUAAUCAAUUUGUGGUGUUAAA
Morus notabilis is the source of this 846-nucleotide messenger RNA. Its product is annotated as probable calcium-binding protein CML13. Gene Ontology annotation, cellular component: myosin II complex. Gene Ontology annotation, molecular function: calcium ion binding. The transcript has a single exon. Bases 149 to 592 code for a protein of 147 amino acids. Lineage: Eukaryota; Viridiplantae; Streptophyta; Magnoliopsida; Rosales; Moraceae. The record is from RefSeq and is a predicted model, not a curated record.